Molecule: messenger RNA, 1757 nt
Organism: Oncorhynchus mykiss (rainbow trout)
Lineage: Eukaryota; Metazoa; Chordata; Actinopteri; Salmoniformes; Salmonidae
Gene: ctxn3
Product: cortexin 3
Source: RefSeq, a predicted model, not a curated record
UGAUGAGGGGAGAAAAACAGUUGAAUCCCAUUUUAGAAUAAGGCAGUAACGUAAGGUUAUAGAGGGCCAACUGAUUGUUGUGGAGCUUCCUUAGUUAAUGGUCACUGUAGUGCAAUUUCAGUAAAACUGUUGUUUUAACAGUAAAACAACCCUGCACGAUCACUCUUCAUUAUGAGGACCAAUGGAAAGCUCAGAGUGCCAUUUAAGUCAAAUAUAAAUAUAUUUCCAUUGAAAAACAUACCCUGCCAUUAUCAGAGUAUGUUGAGAACCCUGUUUCUGUUUCAUAUGCUAUUUUUUUACUCAUAAUGGAUGGAUAAUUAUACAGAGAGAAGGGGAAUACGAUAUCUGGAGACUAUUCUCAUCUGCUUAGAUAUCUAUAUGAGAGGAUUAUUGCUUCUAAAGAUUUUUAUAUCAAAUCAGGAAAUUGAUUUGCUUCACCCACUCAAUGUGAGAACAUAUGCUGAUGACAUAAUCUCCCUGAGGAUUUAUUGUGUCCAGAAAUGGUUUGAGUACAAUAAUACAUUUAAGCCUCCGUUUUGUAGAUUUGAAAAUGCAUGACUGUGUAAUUUUUUUUUGACAGAGUGUUUUAUCAAUCGAAAAAUAUCCAUAGACUGACAUACUGUAUUUUGAGAAAGCUGUGCGUAAUUUCACUGACUCCGUCGUAGACAUAUAUUUGAUUGAUUACCAUCUUCCAUGGAUUUAUAGGCUUAUAUCAGUAGAAGCCUAUCAAUGAGAAAUAUAUAGUCCUAAUCAAAUACAAACCCCCCAAAAUAUUUAUUCGCUAUUUAAAAAAUAGACCAAUACUUUCCAAUUGUUGCUCUAGAAAAAUCUAUUUAAAAAACGCAUCACUGGCGCAAAUUCAGUAUGGGUGCCCCUCCCUUCCUAGCUGUAUGAUGGAGUGUGUAUGGGGGGAACCCGGUGAUUUCCUCUACCAGUUGAGUCCAUAAACUCUAGCACACACAGCAGACGCGCAACGAUGUGCGCCGAGCGGUUGGAGCCAGUCUCCCUGCAUUGCCAAUUUCAUUGAACCGAGGACUGCAUUGUUACCAUUUUUGAAGACCCAAGUUAACCUUUUGUUCACAACAUUUCUUCCUUUUCGUCCUUGUCUUGUCUUUUCAAUAUGUGCUGAUAUUGAAGGGGAGAGGGGAAGGUAGAAUGGGCGAAACCCUCUGGUUCCCUGUGUAACUCUGGAAAUGGAUCCGACGUUCUCGCAGGGAGACAAAGACAAUGAGGUCCGUCUGGAGGGGAUGAGGGAUGGGGCUGGCUUCAUGAGGAUGCCAGAGCACCCCCUGUGGGAGUCCCGUAGCCUAGCCGCCCAGCACCUCUCCUCCUGGAUGACGGAGGGUGAGCCCUUCACCUCUCCUCUCUCCCUGCUGCACUCUGCCGGAGGACAGCGCCUCUCCUCGUCCUCUUCCUCAUCAGUGGCCGCUACUGCCCUUGUCGCCGCCAUGACCCUGGAGCAGAAGACCACCUUCGCCCUGGUCCUCUUCCUCUUCGGUGUCCUCCUCAUCCUAAUCGUGCGGUGCUUUCGCAUCCUGCUGGACCCCUACCGCAGCAUGCCCACCUCCACUUGGGCAGACGGCCUGGACGGGCUGGAGAAGGGCCAAUUCGACUAUACACUGGCAUAGGGGGUUGGGCGUCCAUGUACUGUAUACUGUACACACACACACACACACACACACACACACACACACACACACACACACACACACACACACACACACACACACGAAUAUGCAGAAUGGCUGCAUUCACCU